AUGACCGGUAGAGAAGUUAAUGUUGCAAUUAUUGGCUGUGGUUUAGUCGGUUCUGCUGUUUUGAGACAAUUGCAAGCUGCUAAGUCUUCUGUUACUUACAACUUAAUUUUACUUUCUUCCUCUAAGAAGAGUUUGAUCUCUGAUGAUUACAAACCAUUGGACAUUGGAAGCAACUGGAAGGAAACUUUAAACACAUCUAGCAAGGAACCUUUGCCACUAGAAUCCCUAUUGUCAUACUUGAUCAGAUCUCCAAAGCCCGUGAUUUUGGUGGACAACACUUCCAAUGAAUCCAUCCCUGAAUUUUAUCCUAAAUUUGUGGAAAAUGGUAUUUCCAUUGCUACACCUAACAAAAAGGGUUUCUCCUCUCAAUUGAGUCUUUGGAAGAGAAUCUUCUCAAACAAAUCCACUAACGGUUUGGUUUACCACGAAGCCACUGUCGGUGCAGGUUUGCCUAUCAUUGGUACUUUGAAUGAUAUGGUUAACACUGGCGAUCAAGUGCAAAAAAUUGAAGGUAUCUUCUCCGGUACUUUGUCCUACAUCUUCAACGAAUUUUCCACCGUCGAGCCCAACAGCGUGCAAUUCUCCGAUGUUGUCAAGAAGGCAAAGGACUUGGGUUACACCGAACCUGAUCCAAGAGAUGACUUGAACGGGUUGGAUGUCGCUAGAAAAGUUACCAUUCUAGCCAGACUAAGUGGAUUGGAAGUGGAGUCCCCAACUUCUUUCCCUGUCCAAUCUUUGAUUCCUAAACCAUUGGAAUCCGUGGCUUCCGCUGAUGAAUUUUUGGCUAAGUUGCCACAAUACGACUCUGAUUUGACCAAGUUGAAGGAAGAAGCUGCCAAGGAGAACAAGGUUUUGAGAUUCAUCGGAAAAGUUGAUGUCGCUAGCAAGCAAGUUUCUGUGGGUAUCGAAAAAUACGACGCUUCUCACCCAUUUGCCUCUUUGAAGGGCUCUGACAACGUCGUUUCUAUCAACACUCAACGUUAUCCAAACCCAUUGGUGAUCCAAGGUGCCGGUGCCGGUGCCGAAGUCACUGCUGCAGGUGUCGUAGCAGAUGUCAUUAAGAUCGCCGAAAGAAUUCAAGCUUAA
Messenger RNA from Zygosaccharomyces rouxii, 1086 nucleotides. It is a transcript of the gene HOM6, whose product is annotated as homoserine dehydrogenase. The transcript has a single exon. Gene Ontology annotation, molecular function: aspartate kinase activity; NADP binding; homoserine dehydrogenase activity. The record is from RefSeq and is a predicted model, not a curated record. NCBI's taxonomy places the organism in Eukaryota, Fungi, Ascomycota, Saccharomycetes, Saccharomycetales, Saccharomycetaceae. Bases 1 to 1086 code for a protein of 361 amino acids. Gene Ontology annotation, biological process: L-homoserine biosynthetic process; aspartate family amino acid biosynthetic process.